AUGAAUGAGAGUGAGGAGGACGAUGGCUUUUUAUCUAUGAGCAAUAAAUGUGAUUCCGAAGUACUUAGAAGGUGUGAAGAAACGUUGUAUAUAGUGAGAAAUUUAGAUAACGACAUGCAAAAUUUACCAAAUCCAAAUAUCAUACCCGAGAUGAGAAAAGAAAGAGGAGAAAAUAGCAGCGAUAAAGAGUUUAUUACGGUAACAAGAAGAAAACCUAAAUAG
Messenger RNA from Arctia plantaginis, 222 nucleotides. NCBI's taxonomy places the organism in Eukaryota, Metazoa, Arthropoda, Insecta, Lepidoptera, Erebidae. The record is from the annotation of a GenBank genome assembly.